Molecule: messenger RNA, 6331 nt
Organism: Condylostylus longicornis
Lineage: Eukaryota; Metazoa; Arthropoda; Insecta; Diptera; Dolichopodidae
Product: sca1 complex protein phr
Exons: 12
Coding region: 669-3728 (1019 amino acids)
Cellular component (GO): plasma membrane
Molecular function (GO): calcium channel regulator activity; GTPase activity; GTP binding
Source: RefSeq, a predicted model, not a curated record
ACUUAAAACAAUAUUAAACAUAAAUGCAAUGUAAAAUAUUAAAAACAAAAUAGAAAAGAAAACAAGAAAAAUUAAAAAAAAAAAGAAAAAAUAUUUAAAAUAUUUUACUUAGUGCACUGAAUAUAAGUUUACAUACAUAUGUAUAUGCAAUGUAAAGGAUAAAAUAGUAAAAAAAUAAAAUUCAAAACUUUUUUUUGAUUAAAUUUUUUUUUUUUUUGCAUUUUGGUUAAAAACGAAUGCACUUUUCAAAAAACGAACAAAGGUAAAUCGAACAGAGCGCGUAAAAUAACAAGCAUUGUAAUUUAUACAAAACAUACAUAUGUACAUGCAUAUACACAUAUCACGAAUUCAAUAAAUAAAAAUGUGAAUUUUAAAAAUUAAUAAGAAAAUUUAUUUUUGUUAAUAUUAAAAAAAUAUAAUAUGCACAAAACUAUUUAAUUUUUUUUUUCAACAAGAAAAUGUAAAAUAUUUCUAAAAUAACACAAGUUAAUUCUACUAGACGUGUGAUUUGUUAAUUACAGUGAUUAAAAUACAACUAAGUAAAGGAUAAAUUAAUUGAAAUUUAAUGCAAUUUUUCAAAAUUCAAAAUAUGUAUAUGUACAUACAUACAUACUCGGAUUACAUUCUCUAGUGCUUCCCCAGUAAAAAAAUUUAAUUACAGAAUCGUAAUGGAAACUAAAUUGGAAAGACAAAGUCAAUUUCCGGCAACAUUUCCGGAUACAUUUAAAGACUUUUUCGCAAUGAUGAAUGAAGAUGAAGACCACAUUGAUUUAUUUUCAAAUCUUUUGGAAGAUAAGGUAAUACCACGAAAUAAUAAAUAUCCUCACAGACGUUGUGGUGGUAGUUUACGUUGUACAAAUACAAAUACUGUUAAUGUUGGAAGAUCCAGUUCAUUUCGAGUGAAUAGACCAAGUACCGCAAAUUUCUGUAGGCAUGUUAAAUAUUGUUGUCUUCAUCAAAAGCAUCAUUCACAAAAUUUUUUGGAUUACCAUCGUUGUCAAGAGCAAAAUAAAGAGCAUGGCGAAGAUGAAGAUGAUGAUGGUGAUGAUGGAGAUGGCUUAACAAAAAUUCAUAGAAUCAAAAAUCAUCCAAGAAAAGUUUCAAAUCAUUCUCUUGAUUACAAAAAUAAUAGUGAUGACAAUGAUACAAUUAUAAAUAUCAUAUCAUCAACUCCUUGUAUCCCCUAUGUUGGCUUACGUCGUUUAACACAACAACAGCAACAGCAAAAACAGCAAUAUCAUAAACAACAGGAACAACAAUAUCAUGAUUUACAACAACAACAACAACACCACCACCAACAACAACAAUUUUAUUCUCACCAUCAAUUAAACAAAACGAAUGCUUUUCAUUCAAAAGAGAAUUUACCAAGAAUAGCUCAACAACAAUGUGGGUUAAGAGAGGCUGUAAGUGGAAGUACUUUAAAUUUAGAAGGAUGUAUGACGACAGCAAUAUCAUCAGCAAUUACUGAAACAACAACAUCAAAUGUUGAUGGUGCUGUUGGUAUAACUGGUGUAGCAUCUGCAUCUGUUGUCAGUAGUAGUAGUAGUAGAAAUUCACCAACCGUUAGUACUGCUAAUCGUUCGGGAAAUUUUUUAGUUAAUGAAUCAGGUGGUAAUAUAACAUCACAGCAAAUUAAUAAAAUGAAUCGGCAAGAAUUUAUUGAUAAAAAAUUAAAUACAUCGCGCUCAAAUAAUAUUAUGCCACUCAAGUCUCCAGUAUUAAAUCGAAGAAGGGCAUCUUCUAUUGCAGCAACGCUUUUAGCAACUGAUAGUAGAAUUUUUCGUAAUGCAGAAGAUUUUAAUCCUUCUUGGUCACAUAAUGUUUCUGGCAGUGCAAGGGAAAGAUUAGCACAUGUCAAAUCUCCGGUGCACACGACACCUGGUAGUGUAAAAUUAAAACCUAAUUUUUCUAAUGCUGGUGGAAUAAGUGGGAAUAUUGAUGGUAUUGAUGGCAAUUCUCUUACAUUUAAACAAGCAAUUGUAUCCCCACAAAAUUUAACAUCACCGAAUUUUCGACUAAAUGAUUUUCAAAGUGAAAAAACGAUUUUAAAUUCAUCAAAUUCAACAAAUGCUAUAUCAAUAAGUGGAAUUGGUUCUCCAUCACCAAAUACAACAAAAGUAGAACAUUUUCUUAGUGGAAUAAGUAACAAUUGUACAAAUUCGAUGACCGGACCACAUAGUAUUGAAAUAAAACAAAAACAAAGAAUGAGAACAUCUAGUAUGCCUGUAGAAACUAGAAAGCCGAGAUUAGCUGAAAUGCGAAGAGCUGCAAUACAUUGUGCAGAUGUUGAUAUUGAAUAUUAUAGACUGAGAAGUUUUAGCAUAACGUCACAUGGUAUAUGUAAUUUAGGGGAUUCACUUAGAAGUAGAAGAUCACGUUCAAUCAAUUCUGUAACAUCAACAGCGACAUCUAGUAGGAAUAACAGCAAUGCAUCUCGGACAUCUGAUAUGAUUAUUGAACCGCAAAAUGAAAAUGAAGAUAAUUUAGAUAAUUUACCAACACCAACUCAUAAAAUUGCAAUGCUUGGAUCAUCUGGAGUUGGUAAAACAGCACUCACAUAUCAGUUUACAACUUCAGAUUAUAUAUGCGCCUAUGAUUUGAGUUUAGACGAUGAUUAUGGUCAAAAAACCGUUUCUGUAUUAGUUGAUGGCAUUCAAACUGAUUUAGAGAUAAUCGAUCAUCCGGCUUGUGAAAUGUCGACAGAAGCAUUUUGUUCUACAUAUAACGUUGAUCUAUUUGUUGUUGUAUAUUCUGUAGUAGAUAGGAAUUCUUUUAAGUCAGCUGAGAAAAUAUUACAAUACUUAAAAGAAAAUGAAAUGUUAUUGGUUCGUGGAGCCAUACUAGUUGCUAAUAAAAUUGAUUUAGAACGGCAACGCCAAGUUACAAGACAAGCGGGUCGAAAAUUAGCAAAAGAAAUUGGCUGUAAGUUUAUAGAAACAUCAAGCGGAUUAGAUCACAAUGUUGAUGAAUUACUAGUUGGUUGUGUAGCACAAGUUAAACUGAAUCCACAGAGAAUUGAAAAUUUAAGCGAAAAAGAUAAACAACGUUUAUCAUUGGGUUCAAUAAUCAAUAAACAUCGUAGACUUGAAUUACCAAAGAAAAAAUUUAUGAAACAAGCCAGCAUAUGCAAGGAUGUAAACGAAAAAAGUAAUGAUCAUUCUCAAACAAGUAAAAAGAUUUUUAAAUCGGGACCAAUCAAAAAAGUUUCAAAACGUAUUCUUAAUCUUGAAAAUAUAUUAAAAGUUGGUGAAAGUGAAGUUGAAGAUGAUGAUGAUGGUUAUCGUUCAAAAUUAUCAAAUAUUGGUUCAUCAAUUGCAACAGAAUCAACUAAAUUAAGUUCAAUAUCUUCAACUUCAAAUGAAAUAAAUACAAAAAAAUCACAAUUAUUUGAUGUAGUAACAAAUUUAUCAGCUGCCACUCCUGGAACAGUAAGUGCCAUUACAACAACAAGUGGAUCUUCAAUUGGUUUUGGCGGAAAAUUGUUGCGACAUUCUUAUGAUAAUGAUAAUCAAAUCACUACACAAAAUGUAUCGAAUUUAACUGAUGGUAGCUGUAGUAGUAACAGUCUCAAUUUAAGCCCUGAACAUAGUAAUAAUAGCUGUAAGAAAUCUGUAUCAAAUUUAUCAACAAGAACAAAAACUUUUUUAAGUUCAGUUCUUAAAUUUAAAAAAAAUUUAAAUGUUAAACGAAGAAAUUCAAGUAGUUGCAGCGACCUAUUUGUUAUUUAGGUAGUUUUAAUUUUUUUUUUUUGUUUUUUUGAAGUUAUUGCCAAUCGUCCCAACCACACGUUUUUUAAAAUAGUUAUGACCACGAUAUAUUUUUAAAAUAAACUCGAAUUGUAUUAAAUUUUCAUUUUUGUUCAUUAAAGAUAAUUUUAAACCAUAAAUAAUUGCAGUAUACGCACCAAAUUUUGUAAAAUAUAUUUGCAAUUAACUUGCAUCUAAUUUUUAUAUAUAACCUUUUUUAUAUUAAAAAGUAGUUUUUUUCGACUUAGAUAUUUUAUAAAUUGUAUAAUAUGAAAAAUAAAUAAAGUACUACUAAAGCGACCCUGAAACUAUCAUCGACUAGACAUAAAUAUUUCAAAAAUUUUUUAACUUCCAAUAGUGUUUUAAAGGCAAGUGCUCCGAUACAAACAAAUGAUAUAAAUAGGUUUCGAAAAGAAUAUAUGUAUAGUAUUAGGAGAAAAAGGAAAUUAUUUCCCUAAAAUUACUAAGAAUUAUUUUUACCUAAAUUCUACUGAGUUUACUAAAUUUUUUUCCCCACAUUUUUUCAAAUAUUCGCCAUAAAUUGCAAAAUUCCAAAACGCAUAGUUUUCACCCCUUUUUAAAAAAAUUUUUAAAUAAUUUCAAUAUACUUGUUAGUUAAGCAUUUAUCAGUUUGUAAAUAAAACUUGAAUGAAUGUAAGGCAUUUGGAUCAAAUUUUUCUAAUCAACUGCAACUUCUUCUCAUUUCUAACUGUACUGCUAAGUGUUUUCAUGGUACAUUUGAAGAUUUUGUACUCCAAAUUCAUUGAAAAUACUUUAUAUAAAAAUCUAAGCUAACUUUCGAAAAUCCUCAAUAACAUUGUACUCACAUCCAAUGAGUUAAAUUUUUGCAACACGUCCACACUAUUUCAACGAAAUCUUACUUUAACAUAUUUACUUUUGAGUUCAAAUUGUUUUCGUUUUUUUAAAUCUGAAUCUCUAAAAGCUUUAGCACGCAACUAACAAGUAACAUUCUUUAAGUAUAAUUUUUUCUAAUUUUAUAGAAUAAAAAUCUUUUUGCACAUGCACAUAUUCUGCAAUUAUGGACACAAAGAUUUAGUCUUCCAAUCUUAAGCGACAUUAUUUAACAGUAAAUUUUGCACAUUUUUAUAAUUAUGGUAAUUUAUUUUUUUUUUCUUUUAUAAUAAAACAAAAAUGUUUAAACUAAAAUGAAAAACAACCCAAAAAAAAAAAAAACACUGACUGUUUUAUAAAAUUAACUUCGAAUUUCUUGAAUUUUUUGAAUUCUUAGUUAUAGUAAAUUUAGUUUUUACGACAAUAACAAUGUAGAAAAACCUAAAAUAUUUGUGUAUAAUAAUUAUUAAAUUUGCAAUGGUUUCAAAAGUUUUGGAAAGGACCAAAUAAAAUUAUUUAUGAAUAUUUACAUACAUAUUAUAUUAAGUGUAGAUAAAUCUAAUUUUUGAUAAAAGUGACGCAAAGCUAAUAUAAUGAUAACCUGUUAAUUAACUUGGUCAAAUCACAUUUUUCCUUUUCAAAUUGCGAAAGCUACUUGUACUAUAAUAUUGUGGCCUGUGUGAUAAAUUUAUUUCAAAUCAAUGAAAUUUUAAUUUAAAAUAAGUUCUUUUGCCUGCUAUUGAAAUUUCACGCUCUUCUAUACAUUUCUAUGCUGUCUAUAUUCUCUCAAAUUUUCUUUAAUAUAAGAGAUUUGACUUGCAAUAUCCAAACUUCAACAGUAUUAUAUUGUAGUCAUACUGUCAUUCAUUGCGUUUACAUGUAAUCCAAUAAUCCCCUCUAUUAUAAACAACGCUAUUGAAAUCGACCAAUUAAUUAUCGGUAGUUUUAAUCGGCUUUUGGUAGUUUCUUGUGUAUAAGUACCAAUAUCGAUCAAAAAAUUUCAAUCAAUUAAAAGAAGCUUUUUCAUACAAAUUUUAAUUUAUGUAAAUUAAAGCAAAAGCUUUGUUUUCUAAUUUUCUUUCAAAAACUGUUUUGAAAAAAUCAUUUUGAAUUUGCUUUCGAUGUGUUAAAAAAUUGUGAGGAAACGCACUCUAUUCAAAGACGACGUAUAAGAGGCUCAAAUAAUCAAUUGGAUAUAGACAACAAUUACGUACAUAUUUUAUUUUAUUAUAAUUACAUAACAUAAUUUAACAACUUGCUACGCUUGUAGCUUUAAAACAAACAUUCCUUGUCAUGGUCUAAACCUCCUUUAAUUUUUCUGCCAAUAGCGUAAUUUGUUUUUUUUAUUGUUUACGAUUUUACUGUACAGGUAAAAAAAGCUUUCCCAACUCCGAUAAAAUUUGCCGAUAAUCGAUAUUAGGAACACAAAAUUCUACGUAGUAAAGAGGAAUGCCAGAUUCUAAAACUACAAAUACUAAUUAAAUACAGAGCAAUUUUUUUUUUGCAGUUUGUAGUUGAAUCUGACGUAAACGAUUACACUCAUUUUGGCUGGACAAUUUCAAUUUUUAUUUUGCUUUGUGUCAGUUUUUUUUUUUCCAACAGUUUAAUACAUAAUAAUAUGUUUAAAUGCUUGAGUUAUUUAUACAUAUAAAUUAAUUAUAUAAUUAAUAGUAAUUAAUAGUAAUUAAAAAAUUGAAUUUUCAGAAAAAAUCAAAAAGUUUUGUUUUAAAUAA